CUACUUUACCUUCAACUGCGUCAUAUCCUGUCAAAUAAACAUGCGCAUUGGCUUGACUCUUCUCUGGACAGCUGUAGGAGAAAAUGGCAGCACACAUGCUAGGACAGCAGGUCCGUCAGUUAAGCACGACUGCGAUCAGACCUGCAGCUAAGCUGAUCAGGCCUCCCAUCCAGGUCUAUGGAGUAGAGGGCCGCUAUGCCACUGCUUUAUUCUCUGCUGCCAGUAAGCAGAAGAAACUGGACCAAGUGGAGCAGGAGCUAGUGAAAGUCUCUGCAAUGAUCAAGGACCCCAAAAUGUCCAGUAUUGUAUUGGAUCCUCAUAUAAAGCGCAACAUCAAGAUGAAGACCGUCAGUGAUGCUCUUACAAAGGCUAAGGCUUCACCCAUCACACUCAACCUCAUGAAUGUUUUGGCUGAAAAUGGUCGUCUCAAUAUCACUGGUGAAGUCAUCGCUGCUUUUGGCAAAAUGAUGAGUUCUCAUCGUGGGGAGGUCCUCUGCUCAGUCACUACUGCUCAGCCUUUGGAUCAAGCUAAUCUCGCUGAGCUGAAGUUGGCUCUCAAUGGAUUUCUCCAGAAGGGUGAAACUAUCAAGCUGAAAAUAAAGUCGGAUCCUUCCAUCCUUGGUGGUAUGAUCGUCAGUAUCGGGGACAGGUAUGUGGACAUGUCCACCAAAACAAAGAUUCAGAAGCUCUCCAAGCUCAUCAGGGAGACUUAAGUCCUGUGGACUUAACUUUGCAGAAGAUCAGAUCUAUCUGUGGGGGAAAAAGCUGAAAAUGUAAAAUUGCUACCUGUUCUAGCAUUUGCUCCAUAAAUCCAGUGUCUGUGCUUGAGUUCUUAUUGAUGUUAAUAAAAAUAAACCACAACACA
This is a messenger RNA of Cynoglossus semilaevis (tongue sole), 865 nucleotides long. It is a transcript of the gene atp5po, whose product is annotated as ATP synthase peripheral stalk subunit OSCP. The record is from RefSeq and is a predicted model, not a curated record. Lineage: Eukaryota; Metazoa; Chordata; Actinopteri; Pleuronectiformes; Cynoglossidae. The coding region runs from base 84 to 713 and encodes 209 amino acids. Gene Ontology annotation, molecular function: proton-transporting ATP synthase activity, rotational mechanism. The transcript has 7 exons. Gene Ontology annotation, biological process: proton motive force-driven ATP synthesis.